Sphenostylis stenocarpa is the source of this 690-nucleotide messenger RNA. NCBI's taxonomy places the organism in Eukaryota, Viridiplantae, Streptophyta, Magnoliopsida, Fabales, Fabaceae. The record is from the annotation of a GenBank genome assembly.
AUGGCCCACCCUAUCCUUGCCCAUUCUUGGUCUCAUCUUCCAACUGCUCAUACAAUUAUCCCUUCAUCCACCACACGGACCCCGUCACCACUUUCCCUUCACGUGGCAAUCCCUUACUCGCAUCCUCCACCUCCCGCACCUGCUCCUCACCUUCACUUCCUAAUUACAUUUCUAGUCAUUCAUCUGCAGGGCCCACACAAGUUUCCCCAUUUAUCAUUUCCUCCUUCCCCAUCCUUCACUCAGAGAGUUAUGCUAAUCUUUGUAGACCCAUGGCAGCAAAAUACUCUUUUCUCUUCUCCUUUGGCAGACCCUGUCACCCUCACCGUUAACCUCCUCCUCUCCUCUGGCCCAGAUCUUUCCCAAAUCCACUUUUCCUCUGCUCCAUUCGCUUCUCUUUUCAUCACCUCCACACAAUUUUUUUCUCCACCCGCACUCAACCAACAAAUACCCAUUUCUCACUCACAGACAUCUCCUUCCAAAUCUACCGGAGUCCGCCUAUCACCAUAUUCACCUCUUUCCCCAUUUUUCUCUGCAUCUCACACUCCUCCAAUCAACCACCGGAAUCACUGUGCCUCAACAACCCAAACCCGUUGCCACCGUCACCGCGGGAGCCACCCCCCCACGCAUCUUCUCCUUGCAGCCCCAUUCACGUCCCCUAAUCAAAAGCCCCAAACACCCGCUCCUAUUUGA